GUCACUUCCUUUCGGGAGCUGUCAGGGUCACGUGAUGUGGUAUUAGCUCGCCGACUCUGCUAUGUUUUUCGUUUGUUUCAUUGUUUCAGAAAUGCGACGUUUCAUGCUUUUAUCGGUGUGUUGUCGUCGAGGGACGUCCCGCGGCCGCUCUAAGACCCGUUUUCAACGACCUCCGUCGAGCACUUUCGCCCUAAAAACGGCUGCAGUUGGCCUGCACGUCACGUGACCAGCAUGCGACGGAGCGUUUGAUAAAAAGAUGGCGUGAGCUCGAGCAGAGAGGACAAACAAGCACCGAACUGCUGAGAGCUGCUGACCGUGAGCCGCAGCUCCCAUAUUAAAAUGGAUCCUGGACAGGAUUUGCUACUCGCUGCUUUAAGUGAGAGUGGAAUUUGCCCAAAUGAUAUUGGGCUAUUUGAUGUGGAUUCUCAGGAUGUUACACAGCCCCCUACAGCCCAGCAAUCCAUCUCCAUCAGUGCUCUGGAUGUUGGGGUGGGAGCAGAAUCAGUGGAAGUUGUUCGACCUGAGCCUCAAAGUGCAGUUCCAGUUGUUGCAAUCAGACAUAAGCCUCAGCCAUCAACAACCACAUUUGUCUUAAAUCAACUGAAUCAGUUGCCAUCACUAGGGGGUACUGUUACCAAACAGUCAGCUACCAACCCAAUCAAACAUACCAUAACAGUCACCAAGGUGGUCCAUGUCACCAAUUCAGGACUGCGUGCUUCAGCAACCCCCUCACCCGCAAGCUUUCCUCCUUCAGUGUCCACGUUAGUGCCUUCUAACAAAGAUCAGCAGAUUCAGCUGAAAGAUCUUCUUCGGCCCAACAAUAUGAAAACGACAGUUUUAAAGGGCAGCAGUCUAAUGGAGCUGAUGAAACUUAAACCUCCACCGGACAUUGCUCCACCUGUGGCAACAGCUACAGCCACAGGUCCAGGUGAAAUUAACAAUGGGAUUAAAAAAGAAGGGUUGGGUAAAGAUGGCGCCAGGAUCUGGAUUAAAGACGACAUUAAAAUGCAAAACUUUACAAAUACUCUGAAAGGCCUAAAAGAAGAGGAUGAACAUGAGGAGGAAGAGGAAGAAGAGCUCGGUCACGCAGAGACUUAUGCAGAGUACAUGCCAAUGAAAUUAAAGGUUGGCCUGAGACAUCCUGAUCCUGUAGUAGAGACCAGCUCUCUCUCCAGCGUGAGUCCUCCAGAUGUGUGGUACAGACAGUCCAUCCCAGAGGAGGUGAUUGAUCGUGGCUGCUUGUCAGCACUGCAGUUGGAAGCGAUCACAUAUGCUGCUCAGCAACAUGAGACAUUCCUACCCAAUGGUGACAGAGCUGCCUAUCUGAUUGGUGAUGGAGCUGGUGUGGGGAAAGGCCGCACUAUUGCAGGGAUUAUUUAUGAGAACUACCUUCUGGGCAGAAAGAGAUCACUUUGGUUUAGUGUCUCCAACGAUCUAAAGUAUGAUGCUGAAAGGGAUUUGAGGGACAUUGGAGCCAAGAAUAUUCAGGUUCAUUCUCUGAACAAGUUUAAAUAUGGAAAAAUAUCCUCAAAACACAAUGGGAGUGUGAAGAAAGGGGUGAUCUUUGCCACCUACUCGUCCUUGAUAGGAGAGAGCCAAUCAGGAGGGAAGUACAAGACCAGAUUUCAGCAACUUCUCCACUGGUGUGGGAAAGACUUUGAUGGAGCUAUUGUCUUUGAUGAGUGUCACAAAGCGAAAAAUGUUUGUCCCAUCGGGUCUUCCAAACCAACAAAGACUGGCCUUGCAGUUUUGGAGCUGCAGAAUAAACUUCCCAAAGCUCGGGUUGUUUAUGCCAGCGCUACUGGAGCCUCUGAACCACGAAACAUGGCGUAUAUGAAUCGGCUGGGCAUUUGGGGUCAUAAAACUCCGUUUAGAGAAUUUGGCAAUUUUAUUCAAGCAGUUGAACGCAGAGGUGUUGGCGCCAUGGAAAUAGUAGCUAUGGACAUGAAACUCAGAGGGAUGUACAUAGCCAGACAGUUAAGCUUUACAGGGGUGACUUUCAAGAUUGAUGAGGUAUCUCUAACUCACCAAUACAUCAACAUGUACAACAAGUCUGUGAGGCUGUGGGUAAGUGCACGCGAGAAGUUCCAACAGGCUGCUAACCUCAUGGAGGCAGAGCAACGCAUGAAGAAGUCCAUGUGGGGUCAGUUCUGGUCCGCCCAUCAGAGGUUUUUUAAAUACCUCUGCAUCGCCUCCAAAGUCCGCCGGGUGGUCCAGUUAGCCAGAGAGGAAGUUCAGAAUGGAAAGUGUGUGGUGAUCGGUCUUCAGUCCACUGGUGAGGCGAGAACAUUGGAGGCCUUGGAGGAAGGAGGAGGAGAGCUCAAUGACUUUGUGUCGACAGCAAAAGGCGUGCUGCAGUCCCUGAUUGAGAAGCAUUUUCCAGCUCCAGACAGACAAAAGCUUUACAGCUUGCUAGGCAUUGACCUCUCUGCAAAAAAGACACCCUCUCCCACUGACAAUACAGCAGAGUCUGAACAAAAGGGAAAGAAGAGAAAAGGCUCAGAGGCCAAAAAACAGCCUAAGAAGAAGCCUCGCAAGCAUGGUGGUCUGUCAGGUACGAGCUCAGAGGAGAGUGAGUCUGGGGAGUCGGACAAAGAGUCUGGGAAAGACAGCGAUGACAGCUUCAAAUCUGUCAGCUCAGCAGAUGAAGAUGAUGAUUUCAAUCCUUUCAGAGACGAAUCUGAUGAAGAUGAGGAAGAUGAUCCUUGGCUAAUCAGGAAGGAGCCAAAGAAAGGCAAAGAGAAGAAAAAGAAAAAGAGGAAGAGUAUUGAUCCAGACUCGAUUCAAAGUGCCUUGUUAGCCUCAGGGCUGGGCUCCAACAGGCCGGGUUUUACAACUUCUGUUAACGCCCCCAUCACGCCUGCCACGGUCAAAACCGAGAGCCAGGAAAGCUGUUUUACAAGUCAGGACUCGGUGGAACUUGCCCAGAAAAUGAAGAAACAGCUGCUGGAACAACUAGAAGGAUUGGCUGAAGAUCUACCUCCCAACACCCUGGAUGAGCUAAUAGAUGAGCUGGGAGGACCAGAAAACGUGGCUGAGAUGACCGGUCGUAAAGGUCGCGUGGUCAGUAAUGAUGACGGCAGCAUCACCUAUGAAUCCCGCUCUGAGCUGGACGUCCCUGUAGAAAUCCUUAAUCUCACAGAAAAACAGAGGUUCAUGGAUGGAGAAAAGAACAUAGCCAUCAUCUCAGAAGCUGCCAGCUCGGGUAUAUCCCUGCAAGCUGAUCGACGUGUGAAGAACCAGAGGAGGAGAGUCCACAUGACACUGGAGCUGCCGUGGAGUGCAGACAGAGCUAUACAGCAGUUUGGGCGAACACACAGGUCCAACCAGGUCACAGCUCCAGAGUAUGUCUUUCUCAUAUCGGAACUUGCAGGAGAGCAGAGAUUUGCAUCCAUUGUUGCCAAAAGACUUGAAAGCCUGGGGGCUCUUACUCAUGGAGACAGACGGGCGACAGAAACUCGAGAUUUAAGCAGGUUCAAUUUUGACAACAAGUAUGGCAGGAAUGCUCUGGAAAUUGUGAUGAAGUCUAUUGUAAAGCUCGACGCUCCAUUAGUGCCUCCGCCCUCGAACUUUAAAGGGGAUUUCUUCAGAGAAAUUCAAAGUGGGUUGAUAGGUGUAGGCCUGAUAAAUGUGGAGGACCGAUCUGGAGUGCUUACACUGGACAAAGACUACAACAACAUAGGAAAAUUUCUGAACCGUAUAUUGGGCAUGGAGGUCCAGCAGCAAAAUGCUUUGUUCCAGUAUUUCUCUGAUACACUGGCAGCAGUGAUUCAGGAAGCCAAGAAGAAUGGCAGAUAUGACAUGGGCAUUCUGGAUCUUGGCUCUGGUGAUGAGAAGGUGAAGAAGGUUGACUGUAGAAAGUUUCUGACACCAGGCUACACUACAUCAGGACACGUGGAACUCCACACUGUCGGUGUGGAAAGAGGAAUGUCUUGGGAAGAAGCUACACACGCCUGGGCAGAGCAGAAUGGAUCAGAUGAUGGCUUCUAUGUCCAGAUGAGAAAUAACAGGAAAACAGCCAUACUGGUCAAAGAAGUGAACACUAAGAAGAGGCUGUUCCUGGUGUACAGGCCAAACACUGGCAGACAAGUCAAACUGGAAACGUAUGGAGACAUCAAAAAGAAGUUUAAAAAGGUGCUGUCAGAAGAUGCCAAGCAGCACUGGACUGACCAGUAUCAGUCAUCAGCAAAAAUAUGCUCUCAUGCAUACUGGCGCGGUAACUGCAAGAAAGCAUCAGUGGGUCUGCUGUGUGAAGUUGGGCUACGCUGCAGGACGUACCAUGUUCUGUGCGGCUCUGUGCUCAGUGUGUGGAAUGAACUGGAAGAAGUGCUUUCUCCAGUCAGUGGAAGCAACGUCAAGGUGCAGAUUGUCCGCCUCCGAACAGAAGAUGGACAGAGGAUAGUUGGGUUGAUCAUUCCAGCAAACUGUGUGUCUCCAUUGAUUAACAAGCUCUCAACAUCAGACCAGAACCAGCAGCUGGCUGUGCAGGAGCAGCAGAAGAGGCAGCUGCUCCACCCUCAAAGUCUUACUCAUAUAAUCAACACAUAACGUAGUUUCAGUCCAAACUCUGCCCCCUGAGUCCACGAUCCACUCAGCAGGCAUCUGGUUCUGAUAAUGUGUUGGUGCGCUGCAUGCUACAGGGCCGCUGUUCCUCUCUCUCCACAGUUGUCCCCUGAGGGCCCAAAGUUUGGUGGCAAGCUGUGCUGACUGUUGGAUGUAAAACAGUAGUUGUAUUCCUUCACCUGUUUGUGCUAUUGUUUUCACAUGAAGAUCUCUUAUUGUACUCUGAUAUUCAGAGUGAGGUUUGUGAUGCAGUCAAGACAGCUUUAAACUAGGAGGGCACAGAAUGUGAGCCGUCCACUUCCUGUUGAAUUUUCAAGCCUGUUUUGUCAAGUUUUUGUCAAGCUGUUUUGGCAUGCAGCAAAAAGUUCCUAAUUCCAGGCUAAAGAUGAAUGAAACAAAACCACUAGACUAGGGUCAGCCUGCUUUUAACACCGACCAACUUGUUUAGCUGUUUUUGUUUGUUUUGCAGACGGGUCUCAUCUUUAGCAAAUUUGGUAUAUUUGUUUUAUUUUGGAUUCCAUAACUUAGUUUCUAGGAAAAACACAUGCAGUGACAUAAAGGCAUUUUAAACUACUGUCAGUUGGGCACAUCCAGAAAGCGUUAAGGAGAACUUUAUUAUUUACUAUCACCUCUCAUGUUGAUUAGUGAAGGAAAAAACAACCCAAAGUUAUUACUAAAAUGUUUUGAGUUGGAUUCAGUGGCUAAGUGUCGUCCUUCACUGUUAUAAGCAGUAUAAAGACCUGAAAUAAAUGGUUUGAGGUUUAAAUAUGCUCUAGUGUUAAAUGGUAUAAAUGUAACGUUUCGAAAAGACAUUUCUUCCCCUGUAGUUUUUGUUUUUAAUGUCUGUUACUGGUCAUUAAACGAUAACAGUAUCAAGUGUUUGAGACCCAGAAAAAAACUUUAUAUACUCUGAGAAAUAGGUCUCUAGACAUCCAUCACUGCACUAGUGUCAUAAAUCAAUUAUUAAAUGUCAUUUAUAUUGCUUAUAUAUGCUGUUGGAAAUGCCUUGCUACUCUGCCAUUUAAAGCGAAGCUAAGAAAAUUACUAAGGAAUACCCAGCCAAAGGGUUGUCACUAGAAUGAAAAAGGCCUGGUCCUUGUAACAACCAUCUUUUUUGCUUUUUACAAAAAAAAAAACAGCUCAGGGGUUCAUCUCUUAAAAAAACCCAAAAUCAUAUAUUUUAGUGCAUGUCUGACCAGAGUUUUCAUUUAACAUUUCUCAGUGCUCCUUGUUUAGCUGGAUUUAAAGCUCGUCUCUUCAUUGCACAUAUUUCAUACUCCUCUCCACUUUCCAAGCCUUCUUGAGUCCAGGUAUAAUCAAAUCUGUUUCUGUGGAAUAGCACACCUCUUCUGAACCUUUGGGAUUGUAUUAAAUUAUACACAAUCUGCACUGGACAGGACAGACCACAUUCAGGGUGCAUGAUCUUUGCUGAGAGUGAAGAAUGAAAAGCAGGAUGGUUUUGUAUGGAGGUAUGCAUCCUGACUCUCUGGAUUAGAUACGAUUAUGUUCAUUAAGUCUGUGUCCUCUCCUGACUGAUAAUACAUUCAACAAAUUGCUUUGUAUUAUUUGUACAGCUUGGAAUUCUUCAUGCAUCUUUCUGGACACCAUUGGGGAGAUGCUGCUUAUGUGUUUAAACUUGAAUGUGCACCUUGUAAAAGCCAACACCUCAUGUUUUGUCUCUCGGGGUGUCGUGUGUAUAUAAGAGAGUAAUUUGUGAAAUGCCAUUGAUAAAAUGAAAAAAGAAUGGCAAGUAGAUCCUUCUGAAGUUAAAACUCUUGAACUGUUUUCUUUUCUCCCUAUUCAUUGCACGAGUUGCACUACUGUCAAAUGUACAAGUCAACAUUGCGUGUAAAUGCAUCUUCAAUAAAGCUUGGUAUAUAUACUUCUA
Girardinichthys multiradiatus is the source of this 6451-nucleotide messenger RNA. RefSeq names its product strawberry notch homolog 1 (Drosophila) (gene sbno1). NCBI's taxonomy places the organism in Eukaryota, Metazoa, Chordata, Actinopteri, Cyprinodontiformes, Goodeidae. Gene Ontology annotation, molecular function: histone binding; chromatin DNA binding. The transcript has 33 exons. The record is from RefSeq and is a predicted model, not a curated record. Bases 340 to 4548 code for a protein of 1402 amino acids. Gene Ontology annotation, cellular component: nucleus. Gene Ontology annotation, biological process: regulation of DNA-templated transcription.